CUCCUGUGGCAGAAAGACCUACAGCAACCAACUCUCAGCCUCCUGCACGAUGGCGAGAAACGUGAUGGCUCUGGUGGUGGUGGCGGCGGUGGUGGUGAUGGCGGUGGUGGUGCAGGCCACACCCGAGGCUAAGGCCGGCGCUUCAAGCUACACUGUCUCUCAUCGUGGCUAUGGUGGCUAUGGCGGUGGCUACGGAGGUUAUGGCUAUGGUGCUCCCUCCUACGGUUAUGGUGGCUAUGGAGGGUAUGGCCACGGUGGGUAUGGCGGCUAUGGUUACGGUCAUGGAGGUUAUGGUGGCUAUGGAGGCUACGGCUAUGGCAGACCCAUCUACGGCUAUGGGUAUGGUGGUAGCUACGGCGGCCACGGAUACGGUUACGGGAGUCCCUACAGAGCCUACGGGUACGGCCACUAACACUGCCGCCCCUGUGACCCGCGCGACGAAGACAAGACGAGGAGGACGACGAGCACCGCGGCAGUCGUGCCCCGCUUCCCCGUCCCUCAACACCCCCGACCCUCCACCACACCAUCACUUCGGCCUGACUCCACCACCCACCCACCCACCCCCAGCCUCUCCUCCUCUCCAUUCCCCCCAAAGUCUAAAUCAAGAAAUAAAAAUUGUACAGUCAUAUUGGUGGUUUCUUUUU
Eriocheir sinensis (Chinese mitten crab) is the source of this 644-nucleotide messenger RNA. Its product is annotated as neuropeptide-like protein 29. Bases 50 to 412 code for a protein of 120 amino acids. The record is from RefSeq and is a predicted model, not a curated record. The transcript is spliced from 3 exons. Lineage: Eukaryota; Metazoa; Arthropoda; Malacostraca; Decapoda; Varunidae.